AUGAAAGUUGUUGAGGAUCAGGUUGUUGAAGAUGAAGCAAGCUUUCAAGAUGAUGAAGAAUCCUUCUUCCAAGACAUCGAUCUCCUACAGAAGCAUGGGAUUAACAUGGCGGACAUUAAAAAGCUGAAAUCGGUGGGGAUUUGCACCGUGAAGGGGAUCCAGAUGACUACACGCAAAGCUCUGUGCAACAUCAAGGGCUUGUCGGAGGCAAAAGUGGAAAAAAUCAAGGAAGCUGCUGGAAAAAUGCUGAAUAUUGGUUUCCAGACGGCCUUUGAGUACAGCGCCAAGAGAAAGCAGGUGUUCCACAUCACAACUGGGAGCCAGGAGUUUGACAAACUGUUGGGUGGAGGAAUAGAGAGUAUGGCUAUUACAGAGGCCUUUGGAGAGUUCCGCACAGGGAAAACACAGCUGUCCCACACACUUUGUGUCACUGCACAGCUGCCAGGCGAGGAUGGAUACUCAGGUGGAAAGAUCAUCUUCAUUGACACAGAGAACACCUUUCGACCAGACAGGCUGAGAGACAUCGCUGACAGGUUUAAUGUGGACCAUGAUGCUGUGCUGGACAAUGUGCUUUAUGCCCGAGCCUACACCAGUGAACACCAGAUGGAGCUGCUGGACUUCGUAGCAGCGAAGUUCCAUGAAGAAGGAGGAGUGUUUAAAUUAUUGAUCAUCGACUCCAUCAUGGCUCUGUUUAGAGUGGACUUCUCCGGUCGUGGAGAGUUGGCCGAGCGGCAGCAGAAACUGGCCCAGAUGCUUUCGAGGUUGCAGAAGAUCUCUGAAGAGUACAAUGUAGCCGUGUUUGUCACCAACCAAAUGACAGCUGAUCCUGGGGCGGGAAUGACAUUUCAAGCAGAUCCCAAGAAACCCAUCGGUGGGCACAUCCUUGCCCACGCCUCCACCACACGGAUCAGCUUGAGGAAGGGGCGUGGCGAGAUGAGAAUUGCUAAAAUAUUUGACAGUCCUGAUAUGCCUGAGAAUGAAGCCACCUUUGCCAUCUCAGGUGGAGGAGUUACUGAUGCCAAAGAGUGA
Messenger RNA from Nematolebias whitei (Rio pearlfish), 1029 nucleotides. It is a transcript of the gene dmc1, whose product is annotated as DNA meiotic recombinase 1. The record is from RefSeq and is a predicted model, not a curated record. Gene Ontology annotation, molecular function: DNA strand exchange activity; double-stranded DNA binding; ATP hydrolysis activity. The transcript has 13 exons. Gene Ontology annotation, biological process: chromosome organization involved in meiotic cell cycle; mitotic recombination; reciprocal meiotic recombination. The coding region runs from base 1 to 1029 and encodes 342 amino acids. Lineage: Eukaryota; Metazoa; Chordata; Actinopteri; Cyprinodontiformes; Rivulidae. Gene Ontology annotation, cellular component: condensed nuclear chromosome; nucleus.